CUUUCGCAAAAUCUUUGCACAAGAGAAGGCGAAAGUUCCUUGGUGAAAAGUGUUGUAUUGUCAAUUGCAAGGAAAAUUGUACCAUCCAAACAUUGUAACAGCAGUGAGUUCACUGGAAGUGCAGUGGCGAUAAAUACAGUUCCAAUUAUUCGACACAAUGUGCGGUGGUUUCAGCUGUUCCAAAAAUGCACUGAUUGCAUUGAAUAUCCUCUAUGUUAUGGUUGGAUUUCUCCUGAUUGGAGUCGGAGUUUACGGUCGUGCUUCGUCGAUCGUAACUAACCUUCCGAUCAUCGGAGGUAUCCUAGCUUGUGGAGUGAUCCUGAUCUUGAUCUCAGUCCUUGGUCUGAUCGGAGCGGUGAAGCACCACCAAGUGAUGCUAUUCUUCUACAUGAUAAUCCUGUUUAUGCUGUUCCUGAUUCAGUUCUCGAUUGCUUGCUCUUGCUUGGCUGUGAACCAGGAGCAGCAGCGACAGUUUGCCGAGCAGGGCUGGUCUUUGGCGCCGGCAGACAUCAAGCAGCAAGUUCAGCAGGAAUUCCUGUGUUGCGGAUUCAACGCGACCACCACCGACGAUCACCCGUCCUGUGCGGAAGUGAACCGUUACUGUUGCCCGAAAGAAGCUCCUGAGGGUUGCGAAUGUGCCCCAUGCAUGCCGAAGCUGGAAAGUACGAUCGACUACGCAUUCCGCCUGUCCGGUGGAAUAGGACUAUUUUUCAGUUUCACCGAGAUUAUUGCCGUUUUUCUGACCAGACGCUACCGCAAUCAGCAGGAUCCAGACCAUUUGCCGGCCAGAGCAAUUUUCCCUCAAAGCAACUACGUUUACUAGAUGAAGUUAGUGCGAAAAGCAAAGUCAGGGUAAAUUAGACUGAUAUGGUUGGGGGAUGCUGGUGUAAAGCACCUAGUCCCAAGCAAUUCAUGUAACAGGAACAACCAAAAAAUCGAUGGAAACGAAAACAAGAAUAAUACUCAUUCUGUUGGCGCACCGACAUUAGGAUUAGUUAGAUAAUUUAAAACGAACAAUGGUUGUGCUAAUUAUUCUAAAUCCAAUGCGUUUUGCUUUAGUUUUAUUCUCCAGGAAACGGGGCUAUGUUUGAGUAGUGAUAAACCUAUCAACAGUGGUAGCAUGAAACUUUUUGUUUUCAAGGGUCUGUUCUGUGUGAAGGCUUCAAAUGCUAAAAAGUCAUCGUUGCGUUUUAAGUUUACUUUUAAGUAGGUUUUUUCAAUGAAAAUUUUGUGUGAUUUUUAGUUUUAAUUUUUGUACCUCGUCGUGUCUGAGAAAAGAAACCAACUUUAUUUUUUGCUUUAUCUCACGCCUCUUGAAAUCUCCUGUCCAACUUGCUUAGUUGACAAAUCAUACAGUUUGGACAGGUACCAUAUCAUAUGACAUUACUGAACAAUGUAGAGAACAAAUAACAGCCGUUAACAGAAAUGUGAAAAUAAGGCUAAAUUACGGUAUAACCUUUGCACUAGUAACGUAUACGUAAACUUACCGAUUGUGGUAUAAAUGGCAAAGGUAGAACAACAUUAUUUUAUUUUUUAAACAAUCUACAAUUAAAAUGUACACCUUAGGAAUGCUGUCGUCAGGAUAAAGUCUAUCAAAAUGUUGAUCAAAUGUUGUAUGUAGUUUAGUCAACAGCGUAAAGAAUUGCAAAAGCUUAACAAACAGGUGCAGUAGUGAUUUGUCCAUAAGGAAAAAUAGAUCCUAGCACCAAAAAAAAAAAAAAAGAAAAACAUGCCACCAGCUUUGUAUAAAUAUCUGCUAAUUGUUCGAAUAGAGAAUUCUGGCGUGAACUGAUAAUUAUACUAGAUGUACUUUGUUCCUCAAUGACGCUCUCUUAUUUCAAAACCGCGAAUGUUAAGACAUGUAAUAAAACACUAUAGUUUAAAGUUAAUUGGACAGCAGAGCUUUCUGCAUUUUGCUUUCAUUAAAGAAAAACCGAUGAAUGAAAGCUAUCGACGUCUUCUUCUUGUAGGUUUUCAAAAUGUUAUGGCUUACUCACUGCUAGAGUUAAGGCUUUCCAACUAUAACCAGAGUUACCUGAGCAAUGACAUUCGAAACCAGGGUAAUUGUUCUGGAUUACAAACCUAUAAAUGACACACAGUGAUAGGAGAAUUUAUAAUAUCAAAAAAUGAAAUCAAUCCCUACUAUAAAGCAUCACUUCGAAUAUCUGUGGUUUAUACUGUUAUAGCGGCUGAAGGAAAUAAUGCAAAAUAGUCAGAAAUGCUUUCCCAGUUGUGUGAUGGUCUUAAA
This is a messenger RNA of Sabethes cyaneus, 2248 nucleotides long. It is a transcript of the gene Tsp97E, whose product is annotated as tetraspanin-13. Gene Ontology annotation, cellular component: membrane. NCBI's taxonomy places the organism in Eukaryota, Metazoa, Arthropoda, Insecta, Diptera, Culicidae. The transcript is spliced from 6 exons. The record is from RefSeq and is a predicted model, not a curated record. Bases 158 to 823 code for a protein of 221 amino acids.